GCGUAGUGGGGGUUCAUCCUACUUUGUAGUUUCAUUUUCAUCUUUAAUAUAGUAUUCAAAUGGCUGGCGACACGACAGAAAAGACUGACAAGGUCGACCACGAGCCCCCUCGCUCUACGAGCGUCGUUGAGAAGGGAGAAAUUGUCGAAAUUGAUGCUGAUGAGGCUCUCAACGCCGUUGCCGGCCUGGAUGCCGCCACUCUACAGCUUGACGAGGAGGCAGAGCGACGUUUGUUGCGCAAAAUCGAUAUGAAUCUUAUGCCCCUAAUGUGCAUUAUUUACGGCCUCAAUUACCUUGAUAAAACGACGUUAUCAUACGCUAGUAUCAUGGGCUUGAAAACUGAUCUCAAACUUGUUGGCGACAACUACCAGUGGCUAUCAAGCUUAUUCUAUUUCGGAUAUCUUGGCUGGGAGUUUCCCACAAAUCGACUCUUACAACGUCUGCCCCUCGCGAAAUAUUCCGCAUUCAACAUCAUCAUGUGGGGACUCGUACUUGCUUUAUUUGCCACCACUGAGAACUUCGGAGGAGCUGUAGUUAUUCGCCUCUUUCUGGGAGUCUUUGAGGCGGCUGUUACUCCUGGAUUCACCUUAUUUGUAUCACAGUGGUAUACGAAAAAGGAGCAAGGGUUUAGAACCAGCAUCUGGUUCAGUUUCAAUGGCUUUGCUCAAAUUUUUGGCGGCUUGGUAGCAUAUGGCUUCGCUCGCGGUGCAUCUAUCCACGGAUUUUCGAUUGCGCCUUGGAAAGCAAUUUUCAUUUUUACUGGGGUAUUAACAAGCACUAUGGGAAUAAUAUUUCUUUUUGUCAUGCCUGACAAUCAGCUGAACGCGAGAUUCCUCACGAAAGAAGAGCGUGUGUUAGCUGUGCACCGAAUCAAAGUCAACGAACAGGGUAUCGGAAACAAGCACUUUAAAUGGUACCAGGUGAAGGAAGCUUUAACAGAUCCUAUCGUCUGGGGCUUUGUUUUGUAUGCGCUGCUUUCUGAUAUUCCCAAUGGCGGAAUCUCAAACUUCUUCAGUCAACUCAUUGUCUCAUUUGGCUAUACUCCCGAACAGAGCUUACUCUAUGGAACUCCCGGUGGAGCAGUCGAAGUCGUCACCUUGCUUCUUUGCGGAUUUCUAGGAGACAGACUUGGGAGCCGGCUUUUAGUAUCUAUGGUCGCCCUCAUACUGUCCAUGGUCGGCAUGAUCAUGAUUGUUGCUAUUCCUUUAGAUAAACCUGCUGGCAGACUAGCUGGUUACUAUCUCACACAAGCAGACGCUGCUCCCUUCGUUGCAAUUUUAUCCUUGAUUUCUACAAACGUCGCUGGAUGGACCAAGAAGACAACGGUAGCAGCAAUGUAUUUGGUAGCCUACUGCGUUGGGAAUAUUAUUGGACCCCAGACUUUUCGACCGAAAGAUGCUCCCGAGUACCGACCAGGGGAAAUUACCAUCUUGGUUUGUUGGGCACUAUGUCUCGUAGACCUUGUCUUUAUCUGGUCAUAUUACCGCCGACAAAAUGCCAAGAAGCGCCUCGUUCGGGCAGAUCCGUCCUACACCAAAAUUGAGAAUCAAGAAUUUCUGGAUUUGACGGAUAGGGAGAAUGCAGAAUUUAGCUAUUCAUUAUAGAGGCAUUGUAUCUGAGCUUGGCAAGUGCAGUUUACCAACUGCGCCGAGUUACGCGAUAAUGAGGAGGGCCUACAUGAACAGUUUAAACGCUUAGAGUUAUUUAACAUGACCAAUUAAAUUCUGCUUUGAGAGCCCGCUGACAG
This is a messenger RNA of Trichoderma asperellum CBS 433.97, 1747 nucleotides long. RefSeq lists its product as uncharacterized. Lineage: Eukaryota; Fungi; Ascomycota; Sordariomycetes; Hypocreales; Hypocreaceae. Gene Ontology annotation, biological process: tripeptide transport; allantoate transport; transmembrane transport. Gene Ontology annotation, molecular function: dipeptide transmembrane transporter activity; allantoate transmembrane transporter activity. Gene Ontology annotation, cellular component: plasma membrane. The record is from RefSeq and is a predicted model, not a curated record.